AGCCUUAAACAACCGUAGAAAGAUCAGAGAUGUCAGUGUAGAUUUGUACAUCAGCCGUAAAUCUGUUUGCGACAAACACUUGAAGCCAAUUUGGUUGUUGUUUGCGGUGUUUGUUCACAAGCCGGCCGCCAAAGAGUCACAGAGUCAGAGUCAGAGCCCAGAGUCAAUAAAAAAAAUCAAGUAUAAACGGAUAAAAAAAAAACAAAAAUAAAAGUAAAGUCACACAAAACAAACAAAACAUUUUCCGGCUCCGGCGACAUUAACAGAACUGCUCGACAUCGACAAUUUGUUUUAUCAAUUUUCCAACAAGGCUAGCAUCAGCAACAACAAAAACAACAUCGACAACACCCAACAAGCCAGCAAACAACAAAAGCGCCCAGAGUGCUUAGCCGUCGAGCACGCACGCCAAAUCCACCCAGUCCUCCCAGUCCACCCACCCAUCCGGCUCCCGCGACAGCCUCCCCUCGGUAAACCCACCCACCCCUCGGUGAAACCCCUUUUGCGAGGCCAGCAUCCUGGCAGCAUCCUGGCAGUGCCACCCAAAAGAGCCAAACAGUAAAACAGCGGACGCCCCACAGUGAGGCCAGGCACACCGUGAACUCUGUGCCGUUUUUUUAUUAUCACCAGCCAGCACAAAAGGCGAGACAAUGGCUGCAUAUGCGCAGUUUGGAUACGCUGGCUACCCGACGGCAAACCAGCUGACUACCGCCAACACGGACAGCCAGAGCGGCCAUGGAGGAGGCUCGCCCCUGUCCGGCACCAAUGAGGCCUCCCUCAGUCCCUCGGGCGGCUCGACGGCCACCGGCCUGACUGCCGGACCCUUGAGUCCAGGUGCUGUUUCGCAGUCGUCGCACCAUGCGGGUCACAAAGGUCACAUCUCCACCUCGCCGACAGAGGACGCUGUUGGCGCGAGCGGAGGCGGGGGCGACCUGCCAGGUGGCGGAGGUUCUACCGCCCAGGAUCUGCCCGGCCGCGGCGGAUCCUGCUGUGAAAACGGACGACCCAUCAUCACGGAUCCUGUGUCGGGACAGACCGUCUGCUCCUGCCAGUACGAUCCCACCCGUUUGGCCAUCGGCGGCUACUCCCGGAUGGCCCUGCCCUCCGCCGGAGUGGGCGUCUACGGAGGACCCUACCCAUCGAACGACCAGAAUCCCUACCCCAGCAUCGGAGUGGACAACUCGGCGUUCUACGCACCACUGAGCAAUCCCUACGGCAUUAAGGACUCUAGUCCCAGCACUGAGAUGAGCGCCUGGACGUCGGCGAGCCUGCAAUCGACCACUGGUUACUACUCCUAUGAUCCCACUCUGGCGGCCUAUGGGUAUGGACCCAACUAUGAUCUCGCCGCCAGGCGGAAAAACGCCACUCGGGAAUCCACGGCCACCUUGAAGGCCUGGCUAAGCGAGCACAAGAAGAACCCGUACCCGACCAAGGGCGAGAAGAUAAUGCUGGCCAUCAUCACCAAGAUGACCCUCACCCAGGUGUCCACCUGGUUUGCGAAUGCCCGGCGACGCCUGAAAAAGGAGAACAAGAUGACCUGGGAGCCAAAGAAUAAGACCGAGGACGACGACGACGGCCUGAUGUCCGACGAUGAGAAGGAGAAGGAUUCCGGCGAUGCAAGUGGCAAAUUGUCCUCAGAAGCUUUCGAUCCUGGCAAUCAACUUAUCAAAACGGAGCUAGGCAAGGCGGAAAAGGACAUUGCGGAUGGUGACCAGAAACUGGAUCUCGACAGGGAGCCGCACAACCUGGUGGCCAUGCGAGGCCUGGCCCCGUAUGCCACGCCUCCCGGUGGCCAUCCCAGCAUGCACGGGGCCUACGGGGCGUAUGCGCAAUCUCAGAACACGCAUACGCACCCACAGCCGCAUCCGCAGCAGUUGCAUCACCAGCAGCAGCAGCAGCCACAGCACCACCAUGCCAUGCAGGACCCACCCUACUAUCAUCCGGGCUACGGGCAGGAGGAGUCCGGCGGAGACUUUACGGCCCAAAAAAACCCGCUGAGCAGAGACUGUGGCAUCCCAGUUCCGGCGAGCAAGCCCAAGAUCUGGAGCGUGGCCGACACAGCCGCCUGCAAGACGCCUCCGCCCACCGCGGCAUAUCUCGGCCAGAACUUCUACCCCCCCUCGGUGGAGCAGCACCAUCUCACCCAGCAGCAGCAACAACAGCAACACCAGCUGCAGCUGCAACAGCAUCCAUCGCAGCAGCAGCAGCAGCCGCACCACCCCCACCACCACCUGCAUACGAUGGAGCUCAGUUCGCCGCUGAGUAUGAUGAGCAGCUACGCCGGCGGAUCGCCAUAUUCGCGGAUACCUACGGCGUACACCGAGGCCAUGGGCAUGCACCUGCCUGGGGGCAUGAGCAGCAGCAGCAGCUCCUCCGGAUCCGGCAAAGUGCCCACCCCUAUCAGCAUUCACCCGGCGGCCCAGCGGGUGGGGUUUCCCGAGAUCCAGCCCGAUACCCCGCCCCAAACGCCGCCCACUAUGAAGCAGCAGCUGAACAGCAGCAGCGGGAGCAACAGCAGCAGCAGCAGCAACCACAGUUCCUCGGUGGCUUCCAUGGUCAACAUUUUGUACAGUAACGAGGGUGGUGUUGGUAGUAGCUACGGUGGUUAUUUGACCGAGAGUCGUUCUGGUUCAUAAUUCACUUAGGAUAGAGCUCCUAUUAGAUGAUGACCUUGAACCAUAUACUAGAGACAGAUACGUGAGAGACGGAUAGUAGAGGACAGAUACUAGAUACAGAUACCAGAUACCAAAUACAAAAGCGAAACUACUUACACAUUUUUGAUGGCGGGACAAGUGCAAGUUGGCGGGCAAUGCCGCGAUUACGAUUACGAUUACGAUUACGAUAGCGAUAACUACACUAAUUAUUUUGCAAUAAAUGUAGCUUAAGUACGGCAAUAAAACUUUAUUUCCUACCAUAUCAUAAA
Molecule: messenger RNA, 2920 nt
Organism: Drosophila bipectinata
Lineage: Eukaryota; Metazoa; Arthropoda; Insecta; Diptera; Drosophilidae
Gene: caup
Product: caupolican
Biological process (GO): regulation of transcription by RNA polymerase II; cell development; neuron differentiation
Cellular component (GO): nucleus
Molecular function (GO): DNA-binding transcription factor activity, RNA polymerase II-specific; RNA polymerase II cis-regulatory region sequence-specific DNA binding
Source: RefSeq, a predicted model, not a curated record